Molecule: messenger RNA, 2731 nt
Organism: Vigna radiata var. radiata (mung bean)
Lineage: Eukaryota; Viridiplantae; Streptophyta; Magnoliopsida; Fabales; Fabaceae
Product: probable ADP-ribosylation factor GTPase-activating protein AGD14
Exons: 15
Coding region: 244-2346 (700 amino acids)
Molecular function (GO): GTPase activator activity
Source: RefSeq, a predicted model, not a curated record
AAACUUUUUUCCAAUCAAUUCUUCCUUUUUUCCUCUCUGUUCUCUCGGCUUCUUCUCUUUUCAUGCUGUUUCGCAAAUCUCUCUCAGCUCUGUAUAAAGCUGUAACUGAUUUCUCAAUUCAGAAAGAUCUCUUUCUCUUGCUCGCUCGCUCGCUCGCUCUCUCUUUCUCCUUUGAGCGCUGUAAGGUGCUGAAGUUCAAGACUCGUAACUGAUUAUUCUUCUGCUGCAAAAUCAGAAGUGAAGAUGGCUAGUCGACUGAAGGAAGAUGAGAAAAAUGAACGAAUAAUUCGAGGUCUUCUCAAACUCACGCCGAAUCGGAGAUGUAUUAACUGUAACAGUUUGGGACCACAAUAUGUGUGCACAAAUUUCUGGACGUUUGUAUGCACUAGCUGUAGUGGAAUACACCGAGAAUUUACACAUCGAGUAAAAUCAAUUUCAAUGGCCAAAUUUACUGCACUAGAAGUUAGUGCACUUCAGGAAGGUGGAAAUCAGCGUGCAAAAGAAAUCUAUUUUAAAGAAUGGGAUCCACAACGUCAUUCUUUGCCUGAUAGCAGCAAUGUUGACAGGCUCCGGGAUUUCAUCAAGCAUGUUUAUGUGGAUAGAAGAUUCAGUGGUGAAAAGACCAAUGAUAAACCUCCAAGAGCCAAGGGUGACAAGGAUGAUUUCUAUGAAAGCAAGAGGACAGAGACGUAUCAAGGGGGACCUAAAAGCCCUCCUUAUGAGGAUCGUUACAGUGACAGGUCUAGUCCUGGUGGAAGAAGUCCGGGAUAUGAUCAAGAAAAUAGGCAAUACGGUGGUGAUUACAAGACAAGUCCUGGUCGUCCUCCUAUAAUCAAUGAUUGGCGUCGAGAAGAAAGAUUUGGAGAUGGACGGAAAUAUGAAGAUAAUAAAAUAUCCGAUGGAAAUCAUAAGUGGGAAGGCCAUUCUCCUGAUCGAACCAAGGAUUCAGGUUCUUCCAGCCCACCCAUUGUCCGACCUGUUAGAGAGAUCUUGGGAGAAAAUGUAGUACCUCUUCGAAUAAGUGAACCACCCAAAACAAACAGUGGUCUGGCUGCUAAUGGCUCAACACUCACGCAGAGAACUGCAUCUUCCAGUAGCUUAGCAUCUAGCCAUGGAACCCCAGUAGAAGUUAAGCCCGAGACUCUGAAGAGCCUUAUUGAUUUUGAUGAUGAUCCUGAACCAUCUGUUGCUCCAGCAAUUCCUCAAGCCCAUCAGACUGCUGUGGCUGAACUUGGGAUGCCUGCAAAUUCCAAUGAUAACAAUUGGGCAUCUUUUGAUUUUGCUCCUGAGGCAAAAACACCUCAUGGUCCUUCAAACGUUAAUCCACUUGAAUCUAUGCUUACUCAAUUGACAGGACCAGUAUCUUUACCUUCUCAAGUUUCCCAAGCCCAAGGAUCUGUGACGGGAUCAACUCUUGCUGCUACUGCUGCUGGAGGUACAAUUGCUAGCGGCUUCUCAACAUUCCCACCCAGUGGUGCUUCAGUAACAUCUUCCGGAUUGAUAACAGCUUCAACUCUGAAUAAUGCUGGACAGUGGGCUAGUUUGCAGUAUCAGCAACAGCAACCUUUGUUUGCCGCAGCUGCUAGUCAGCCUUCUAUUCAACAAGCUACACCACCAGUCGGUGGAGCUUUGAAUAAUCAGCCCUGGACUAUACCCUCGGUACCAUCAGUACAAGGGCAUCAUCCAAACACAGUAAUGCCCCAUGCGUCGCACCUUGUCCCAAAGUCUGCCAAUGAGGCUAAAUCCAGUGUUGUUUUACAAUCGUCUACAGUAGACAUGAAGCCAAGUGGAAGAAGUGAACUUCCGGAGGAUCUAUUCACAGUUAAAUAUUCAUCCUUGCCUGCUCCAGUCCCAGGUUGGCAAAUGGGUCUACCACCUAGCAUGGGUAUUUCAAUUCCAUACAAUAAUGUGGCGCCCAUUCCAAGUUUUCCACAGGCAUCAAAAUCAAAAAAUCCAUUUGAUGUCCAUAACGAACCUACUCCAGUUCAAGCCCCAACAUUUCCUUCCAUGUCAUCUCUGCAAGGUGUUCUGCCAAUACAUUCAGCUACAAUGCACUCUUCAAACAUGGGUAAUCCAUCUCUUGCCUGGAAUCCGUCCUCAUCAUCAUAUGCAUCAGUGCCGCCUCCUCAAGCACAAACCCUUGCACCCGCAAUUGGACCAGGGGCAUACAUGGGACAACAAAUGGUCUCUAACAUGCCAAUGCCAAGGCAUCAAGGAUUUGGGAAUUUUACUACUGAGGGAACUGCUUUUGGCUUCUCAAAUUCAGAUCAGCAGCUGAGUGGUAAUAGGUUGUCAACUGCUGUUACCCCAAACAACUUCCAGGCAGGAGGAAACCCUUUCGGAUGAUCUUAAGUUUUUCUCUUCUUGCACCACCCUUUUUUAGUCAUGCAUCAAUGUUUUGCACCCUGUACAAAUAUAGUUGAAGUUUCUGUCGUUUGUCGAUCGAAAUGAAACACAUGGAGAGAUUUAUGGUCGGUCGCCACACGCCCGUGGUUCGAAUUAAAAUAUUUGCGCUUGGCCUUGUAAAUUUGUUUUUUUGUUACAGGAAUGAAGGCAAAGUCUGCCCCUGGAGAUAAAGGUGCUCCUAAUAUUAUUUUUCAUAUUUUCUUGUAUUAUUUUGUAAUCACAUAAUUUUUGUAAGGUCGUUCUAUUCGUUGAGGUACGUGAAAUCUCCCUGUUAAAUAAUUUUCAAGUUUGAGUUCUAUGCCUCUCCGUUUAUUGAUUUUUCUUA